This is a messenger RNA of Parus major (Great Tit), 5849 nucleotides long. It is a transcript of the gene GK5, whose product is annotated as glycerol kinase 5. Gene Ontology annotation, biological process: glycerol-3-phosphate biosynthetic process; glycerol metabolic process; triglyceride metabolic process. The transcript has 16 exons. Gene Ontology annotation, molecular function: glycerol kinase activity. NCBI's taxonomy places the organism in Eukaryota, Metazoa, Chordata, Aves, Passeriformes, Paridae. The record is from RefSeq and is a predicted model, not a curated record. Gene Ontology annotation, cellular component: mitochondrion. Bases 43 to 1596 code for a protein of 517 amino acids.
GCGGCCGCCCGGCCGCCCUCACUCCGCGCUCCGCGCCGGGCGAUGCCGUGCGAGCAGCCCGACAGCGGGGCCGCCCCGGCGCGGUACGUGCUGGGGGUGGACGUGGGCAGCACGGCGGUCAAGUGCCACGUCUACGACCGGGCGGCCGCCAUCAGGGGCUCCAGCUACAGGAAGGUAGAAUCACUUUAUCCUCGUCCUGGAUGGGUUGAAUUAGAUCCUGAAGUGCUAUGGAGUCAAUUUACUGGUGUAAUAAAAGAGGCUGUACAAGCUGCAGGACUUCACAUGAGGCAAAUUUCUGGGCUUGGCAUCUCCACCCAGAGAGGAACUUUCAUUACAUGGCACAAGAGGACAGGGAAACCCUUUCAUAAUUUCAUAAGUUGGCAAGACUUAAGAAGUGCUGAACUUGUGAAUUCCUGGAAUAAUUCCCUUCUGCUGAAGGUAAUCCAUGCUAUUUUUACUGUGCUUCAUUUCUUCACUGGGAACGAUCGAUACUUGGCACCCAGUUUUCUUACUUUUUCAACACAUCAAACUUCUAUGAAGUUGUCAUGGGUUUUUAAAAAUAUACAUGAGGCUGAAGAAGCUGCCAAGAAAAACAGCUGCUGCUUCGGAACGGUUGACACAUGGUUACUGUAUAGAUUGACUAAAGGUUCUGUGUAUGCUACAGAUUACUCAAAUGCCAGUUCUACAGGCAUUUUUGAACCCUUUACGAAAUGUUGGAAUCCCACUUUGUCUAAUCUACUUUCUAUUCCAAUGUCUGUUUAUCCACCAGUGAAAGACACAAGCUUCAACUUUGGAUCAACUGACUCUGAAAUAUUUGGGAUACCUAUUCCAAUAAUGGCAGUGGUAGCUGAUCAGCAGUCAGCUACAUUUGGAGAAUGCUGCUUUCACCCAGGAGAUGUUAAGCUGACAAUGGGAACAGGUGGUUUCUGGAAUGUGAAUACUGGAGAGCAGCUCUUUGCAUCACGGGGAAGUCUUUAUCCACUGAUCGGUUGGAAGAUUGGGGAAGAAGUUGUUUACUUAACUGAAGGCUCUAUAUCGGACAUUGGCACUGCCAUAAAAUGGGCUCAGGAUAUAGAACUUUUCACCAAUGUAGAUGAAACGGCAGAAAUGGCACAGAGUAUUGCUGAUUCUCAAGGUGUUUGUUUCAUUCCAGGUGUUCAGGUUUCUGGGGAUGACCCAUAUUUAUGUGCCUCUUUCAUGGGCCUGAAACCUUCCACUAACAGAAACCAUCUUGUUCGAGCUAUAUUGGAAUCUCUAGCUUUCAGAAACAAACUGCUUUACGAUAUCAUUGAGAAGAAGGUGCACAUUCCUCUUCAAACUAUUCGAGCUGAUGGAGGUGUCAGUAAUAAUAGUUUUGUCAUGCAGAUGACAUCAGAUUUAAUUAAUAAGAAAAUAGAAAAACCUGCAAAUGUGGACAUGUCUAGUCUUGGUGCAGCUUUUCUAGCAGGCCUUGCUUCAGGAUUUUGGACUGACAAAGAACAACUAAAGAAGCUAAGGCGAGUAGAAGCAGUGUUUGAGCCCCAAAAGGAUUCAGAGGAAUACAAACCUGCUAUGGAUGCGUGGCUGCAAGCAAUGAAACACUCACCACACUGGUAGAAAUUGGAAUUUUAAUUUUUAGAAGAAUUAAAACGGUUUAAUUCAUAUUUUUUAAAAUCUUGACAUUAACAGGACAGUAAAAAAACAAUAACUGGAAUUUGUGAUGGUGUAUUUUAAGUUGUGUGAUAUUUCAGUUACCCCCCUGCUGCUGGAUUACUUACCAUACUGUAAUGAACCUUCCCAUCAUCCCUGUGGCAGCUGUGAUCCAGCUGCAGCAUUUGUGUCCCUUCAGUGACCUCCUUUGGGUGGCCCAGCUGCUCAAAUCCUGCCAUGUACUGCACAUGGGCUGUUUUAACUGUGAUGGGUUUUCUACUGAGCAACUCGCCUCCCUUCAGAUCUUUAAAAUCUUGGGUAUGUUAAUCAUCAAGGAAGGGUGAAAGGCACAUUUAUUCCCCUAGGCAUUGCUAAGAAACAAAAUGAUUGUUGGGGCUGGGUUGUGAGGAAUUCAGUUGUGUACAAAGACGUUGUUUUGGUACUAGCCUGUUACCACCUUUUGGUUGACACUAGGCGCUGUGAUCACAUUAUUUGUGCACUAGAGCAAAAUGAAAUACAAAAGCAAAUAUGCUUUCAACACUCCAUUUAAAAAAGUCAGGAUUUUUGUAGCUGAUACUUUGUAGCUAGCUUGUAGCUCCAUUUUUAAAAAUUUUAUAGACCAAAAGCAAUCUUACCUGGUGUGGCCAGCACAGAUACGUUGUAACUAGUUCCAGGUAUGCUAUCUAACUUGUAAAAAUCUGUACUGUUAGUAUCUUCAAGGCCAUUUUUAAAUAUCAUUAUUAUUAGCUAAAAGGGAGUAAAAAAUCUAUUUUUGAAGCUAUAAAUUACUUUUGUAUUUUUUAAACAAAUAAAUUAAUUAAGGAAAUGUGUAGUUAAUUAUUCUUAUAUAUUUGCUUAUUUCUAAAAUUACUGUAAUUUUCUCAGGAUUAUGUGUAAAUCAGCUUCCAAAAUGUAAAAUGAUUAAACAUUUUAAUUUCAGAAUAAUAUCAAGUUCAAGCUGUGGGUGAUUUUUAUUCCACAGACACUGGAGAUAAGAAAUGUUUAUGGAUUUAACAUCAUUAAAAGAGGGGGGAAAAACUUCAUUUUCUUGUGCUGAUACACAGAAAGUCAAAUCAUACACCAUUUCCUCAGUUUCCUUCAAUCAUGUACCCUGAGCUGGAGCAUCUCCUCUAGCUGAGUUUAAAUCCCAUCUCAUUUACUUGUCAGCCCUAGCUUAAUGUGCCAUUUUUCUUGUUCUUCUGCUACAUUCUGCCUUUCAACCUGUGCUACAUCUUGGCAAUUGUCUUUUCUCUGGGUAUCUUUCCAAUUCUCCUUAACCUUCAAUGUGAACCCUUAAAAGAAGAAGUGUGUCUGUUGAUUUCUAGUAAUAUGCCAGGCUGUAGUGCCAAGGCUCGAGUAUAAAGUCCCUUGAUGAGAUUCCCUCCACUGCUCCUCCUGCUGUAAGGUAAGAUUCUGCAGUUACAGGAUAUGUGAAACAAUUCCUUUGCUUUAACACCUGUAUUCAGCUUGGGAUUUUCCUCUGUCAUCAAAAAGUCACUGCUAAGGAAAAUGCUCAUUAGCAAGAAGGUUCUCUGUCCAAGGCCAAGCAGAAAGGCUUUAAGUCUGUCACUGUGGGCAGAAGUUUGUGCCUCAGUGGCUGGUAUUCUACACUUUGUUCUCACUGAGGGAGUUUAAUUUCAUCAACAUUUGCCUGGGUAUAAUGUCCACCCAUUGCCCUUUUGGGGAGUUGAGGGCUCCUUGACUUAGGUUCCCUUGAUACCCUGGAGGUUUUGCUGGGCUGAGCCGGCAGUGUUGCACUGCUCCCAGACACAGCUCUCUGAACCUGAUUCUGUUCACAUCACUCUGCUGAAGGCAGCUCUGCACCAUGUGCCUGAUACUGCACCUUUAUGUGGUGGUUUCACCCUGGCAAUGGCACAGCUAUAGAGAGAGAAGAUAGCCAAGACAUUAUUUAGUCCUCUUGCUGCAGGUGGUGUCCUAGGGGAUACACUCUGGAUAACCAUAUUACCACUGUCACUGUUUAAUUUGAAACAGGAAUUUAAGCUGUUUUCCUUUCACUGGCCUCAAGUCUACAGGAGAGAAAUUUCACUGCAAAUUAAGGAUGCAAAAAGGCCUUUGUGUAUUUACCAGCUGAACCUUUCAAAUGGCCUGCAGAGUUAUGAGUUCUCUUGUGGAGAGUUUCAAAGUAGGCAGUAAGGGUCUGAAACAAAAGGGUGUCUGAAAGUCUUCCAGGAUGGAGCAACCUUUGGAGAUCAGAGCAUUUGCCACAGUUUCUCACAUGAAUUUGCCCAAAGACUAAGCAGACUAACUGAAGUUUUGAAGAAGCUUGGUCACUGAUCAAAGCUUCUUUUGCUUAUCUUUUACAAGAAAAUUGACUUUAUCUUCCCAGGAAAUAUUUAAUGUGAUGAUAUCUAAAAGUGGUACCUCUUAAUUGAUAAUGGAUUUGAAAUAAGCUUUAGAUACUUUCUUACAGGUGCUGUGCUGUCUCAAUUUUUGCUACACAGAAGGGCAUUAAAACCAUUUUAGAACCUCAUUCAUAAUAACUUUAAAAGCUGUAAUUUAAAAUAUGACAGCUUUUACUGCUUUUUUUACUUGUAUUUAAAUUUUUGUCUCAAAGUUUGGAAAGUAUAUGCAAUUUUACAUUUUCUGCCAGCUGAGUUUGAUAGUAAUGGUAAAAAUACAAAAUUACAAAUACUUAGUUUGUAGUCUUGUCAUUUUAAGUUAAUCAGUUGAGAUUUAAUGUUUUACUUGGGAUUGGACAGUAAUGCAGCUCAUGUGAAGACUGGCAGUUCACUUGAGAUGUGUUAAUGAUCUCUGGGCAUUCUGCCUUCACAGAUCACACAGUGCUGAUAGUAGAUAAUGUCAUAUCAGUUUGGCAGUUGUAUCAUUCAUAACAUAAAGUCCUAUUAAAUAUGUGGGGACUAUGUGGCAUGAAAAAUGAUGCCUCAUAAUAAUCUCUCUAUUGUUGGAGGAAUCUUGCUACUACUGGAUUAAUUGUUGUAUAUCAAGAGAAAGGGCAGAUGAACUUCAGCAUCAGAUAGUUGAAAAUACUGAGCAGCUGUAUAAAUUUUGUUACAUAGCUAAAAAAAAAAUCAAGUCAGCUAUGUUUAAAAUCUUACUGUAAUGAACUUGACCAAGAUUUUUGAGUACUGUUUUCUUUUAAGCAGUAUUUUCUGCUCUUACUCUAACUUUUAUAAAAUUAAUGUAGAUGCUCUCAUUUGUUUCUAACAAGAGGAUUUAGACUUGCUUUCCUGCCAGGAGAAAGUAGAAAAAGCAAAACACUGAAUUGCUGAAAGCCUUCUACCUUCUACUGGCAUAAUCUCUGUAGCAAGACCCUUCAACUAGUCCCACUAUUUCCAGGACCAGGGCACAGCACAAGAGGCUCACCAGUUGAAGAAAAGCCUUGUGGAACGAGGUAAGAAGCAUUUCCUGCCAGCCAGUGUGGUUGUGUUACUGGUCAGAGCCAAAGAAUAUGAAGGUGUGAGCCCCCCUUGAAAGAAAGAGGUGUGACAGUCCUGUAGGUGAGUCGCAGUGCUCUGACACAGAAGUUGGACAGGGCUUUUUAGUUUAAUGCUUUAUGGGGAGUCAGGGCAGGUUCAGCAGGAGAAAAGGGGUGGUGGAGGGGGAGCCUUCUUUUGGGUUAAUGUUUCUGCAGAUUAUCACAGUGGGGGCUGUGGGCUGGCAGGAAAGUGGUAAAACUAGCAAAUAUUGAAAAGUGAUGUAUUGUGAAAGGGGAAAAAGGGGGUUCUAGGAGGGAUCUGACUGGCCGGGGGAGCAAGCUGGUGUUCUAAGGCUGAGACACCAGCCUGGCUCUGGAGGGAGACAAAAGAGUUUCCUGCAGGGCAGGUGUAGCUGCUCAACUCACCUCUUAGCAUGUCUAAAAAACACAAUUCUAAGUUUUUUUCAAUGCAGCCUUCAUUCUGGGGUAAACUUCGAGAUUUGUGAAAGUUCUGAAAGAUUGUAUAUUGAUUUAGAAUGUUACAUCAGUAGUGUACUUACACUCAUGCAAAUUGGUCAUUGUUUCACCACAUUCAAACUCAAUAGUGUGUGUGUAUAUAUAUAUAUGUGUAUAUAUGUGUAUAUAUAGUUCGUCUGCAAUUUGCUGUUGAAAGCAAAUGCAAAUUACAGCAGUGACCUUCCUUCUGUUUCUCUCCUUGGGGGUUAAAAUGGCUAUUUUUCAUGUUCAUAAUCAGUUCCAGUAUCUGACUUCAGCUCAUCAGUAUUUCUUGCUAAGAAGUAAAUAAACCAAUGAACCAAAAAGA